AUGCAAGUUCGAAUAGAAUCUAUCUAUCUAUCCAUUCAUUCCAUCAUCAUAUAUCAUCUAUCUAUAUUUCCCAUCUAUAUUUCCCAUCCAUCAUCUAUCUAUCUAUAUUUCCUAUCCCAUCCAUCUAUCCAUCCAUCUAUCUAUCCAUCCAUCCAUCCAUCCAUCAAAUCUAAUCCAUCAUAUCCCAUCCAUAUCAUCCAUCCAUCCAUCUAUCUAUCUAUAUUUCCCAUCCAUCUAUUCAUCAUCCAUCUAUCUAUUCAUCCAUCUAUCUAUAUUUCCCCAUCAUCAUCCAUCAUCUAUCUAUCUAUAUUUCCCAUCAUCAUUCAUCUAUCUAUCUAUCUAUCAUCUAUUCCAUAUCUAUCUAUCUAUCAUAUAUUUCCUAUCUAUCUAUCUAUCUAUCUAUCUAUCUAUAUCUAUCUAUCUAUCUAUCUAUCUAUCUAUUUAAAUGAUUUUAUGAAUCAUUGA
Molecule: messenger RNA, 465 nt
Organism: Acanthosepion pharaonis
Lineage: Eukaryota; Metazoa; Mollusca; Cephalopoda; Sepiida; Sepiidae
Source: the annotation of a GenBank genome assembly